CCUCUAGAGCGCGUUCUGGGCGCCGCUCCUCCCCGCUGCCUGGCGCGCCGCCGCAGGAGCCUCGGAGAGAGCAAAGACCCGCCUCGCCGCCUCCCUGCCCUGCCCACGCCCAGCGCCGAUCGAGGAAGUUGCGACCGCCGCUAAGUCCGGAGCCUGGAGAAGGAGGAACCCCUUACCCUCGCCGGUUAGCAGCAGAUGCGCUUUUACGCGUGCGAGGAGAAGGGCAGGGGGCUGCUUUCCCCAGGAUAGCAGAAAAACAACUCUCUUCCAAGCUACAUAACGAGGAUUUCCCAAGUCUCCAAGCUGGACACUCGCCUUUGAGUUUCGACAACUUCAUUUUUGGAUAUUAAAUGUAUCAGAAAGUAGAUUUCUCGAAACGCCCGAGCAGCAGCCCAAAAUGUACUGGUGCGUGGGAACAGAGGACUCUGAGGACGACAGCAAGAGAGACAUGGCGGCACAAGACGAUCCCAUGGGCAUGGGGGCCAGACAGUCCUCCACUGGAGGUCUUUCCAUCGGCCAGGGUCCAGCAACAGAGACUGUGGAGGGCGCUUACAGAAGUGGAGAAUUUGGUAGAGCCCAGGAGCUGAUUAAAGCAGCGUGUCAGGAGAAUAUCUCAGCAGUGGAGAAGGGCCUCCUCUUGAGUCUUUCCACUGCCUACGGGGACCUUGAGACUGUGAGGUAUUUGCUGAAAGAAGCAUGCGUGGCUUUGCCCCUGGAACCCAACGACGAUAACCCAGCUGUUGUGGCAGCAUAUUUCGGGCAUACAGACGUUGCUAAAGAACUGCUGGAUUCUUUUCAUGGUCCUGCAAACAUGUUGCAGCUCCUGAACUGGAUGCUGGCCAUUGCUUGCCAGCAGGGCCACCUGGACAUAGCCAAGCUCUUAGUGCUGACAUACAAAGCAGACCCCGACAGCUAUGCCUUGAGAAAGAAUGAGUUUGCAGCUCUGACACGAUUGCCACUCUAUGCAGCUAUGAAAGCAGGACAUGAAAAGGUUGCUGCCUUCUUGCUUGAGAAUGGAUCCUUCUUUUCUUCCUACAUCCUGGUGGACUGCCCCAGCACAAGCAAACAAGUUCUUCGUAAAUACUUUGUAGAAACAAUCAAGUUACCUGGGAAUGCCCCAGCAAAGACAGCUCUUUCUGUGAACUGGUCGAACCUUGGGCUUCCUUGGGUGGAUCUCGAAUGGUUGAUAGACAUUUCCCACCAGAUAACUGAGCUGGACCUCUCUGCCAAUUGCUUGACCUCCCUCCCUUCUAUUAUCCCUUGGGGACUGAUAAACCUCCAGAAACUAAACCUUGCUGAGAACCGGUUAAACCAACUUCCUGAUGUCCAUUCUUCAGAUGGAAUCAUCUGCACAAAGUUGCUUGAGAUCGACAUUUCCAGCAACAGGUUCCUUAUUCUUCCUUCUGGAUUCCUGCACCUUUCCAGACUCCAAAGGCUUGUGGCUUCCAAAAAUUAUCUCGAAAAGUUAUUAGAUGCGGAGAAUGCAGUUAACUGGAUUGGAUUAAGGAAGCUGCAGGAGCUGGACAUCUCUGACAAUAAGUUGUCGGAGCUGCCCACUCUCUUUCUCCACUGUUUGAAAUCCUUGAAUGUCCUGAAUGCAUCCAGGAAUAACCUGAAAGUGUUUCCUCAGCCAUGGGCCUGUCCCUUGAAAUGCUGCAAAGCCUCUAGAAAUGCAAUCGAAUUCCUCCCGGAUACUUUGGCUGUUUUCUGGAAAAAUCAUCUCAGGGAAAUGGAUUUUUCUGAUAAUUCCCUGAAAGAAGUUCCCCAGUGUCUCUUCCAGCUCGAAGCAAUGGUGUCCUUGAAACUCUCAGGAAACCGCUUAGUCACAUUACCUUCUCAGGAGAAGUGGACUUGCAAGCAGCUGAAGUCGCUUGAUCUCUCGAGGAACCAGCUUGGAAAAGCUGGCGAAGGGUGCAGAACUAAGCGGAUUUCAUUUUUCACUACAAGGAGCAGAGCACGUUCUGGCACCGAUUCGGGUUCCAACUUGGAGUUUCCUGAAUUCCUGUGCGAGUCCCUGGAAGUCUUGUGUCUCAAUGACAACCAUCUAGACUCCGUCCCGCAGUCAGUCUGCCUUCUGAAAGGCUUAUCGGAGCUUUACUUGGGAAAUAACACCGGCAUACAAGAACUUCCUCCUGAACUUGGCCAACUGGUUAAUCUUUGGCAGCUGGAUAUUGAAGAGCUAAAUAUUGGCAACCUCCCUGCAGAGAUCAGAAAAGAGGGCCCCAAGACCAUUUUAGCUUACUUGCGAGCCCAGCUACGCAAAGCAGAGAAAUGCAACCUGAUGAAAAUGAUUGUGGUGGGUCCUCCGCGCCAGGGCAAGUCCACACUGAUUGAGAUCCUGCAGACGGGGAAAGCUUCUCAUUCGAUGCCCAGUGACGGCACCAUCCAGACCACAAAGUGGGAGCUUCAGAGACCGGCUGGACUCAAAUCAAAGGUUGAUUCAGUUGAGUUUAACGUCUGGGAUAUUGGAGGCCCUGCCAGUAUGUCGACAGUCAAUCAGUGUUUCUUCACAGAUAAGGCAUUGUAUGUCGUCGUCUGGAACUUGGCACUGGGGGAAGAAGCUGUUGAAAAUCUUCAGUUCUGGUUGCUAAAUAUUGAGGCCAAGGCUCCAAAUUCAGUUGUGCUGGUAGUGGGGACACACCUUGACUUGAUCGAAACUAAAUUCCGCGUUGAACGGAUCGCCACCCUGAGAGCAUAUGUCCUGGCUCUCUGUCGAUCUCCUUCUGGCCCGAGAGCCACUGGCUUCCCGGACAUCACAAUGAAACACUUACAUGAGCUCUCCUGCAGGACUCUGGAAGGCCUGGAUGGGCUGCGCCAGCUGAUCUACACCAUCACUUGCCAUAUGAAGGACGUUGGGAGUUCUAUUUGCUCACAGAGACUCGUCGGGAGAUUGAUCCCAAGGAGUUACUUGAGCCUCCAAGGAUCCAUCAUAGCUGAACAACUGAACAGAAGUCAAAACGACAACGUACAGUAUCUAACAGACAAGGAAAUAGAGCAAAUCGUAGAGAACACUCGAGGCAAUGACAUCAAAGACUAUGAGGACUUGCAAUCUGCAAUCAAUUUCCUGAUCGAAACAGGGACACUUCUUCACUUCCCAGACACGAGCCACGGAUUGAGAAACCUUUAUUUCCUCGACCCAGUUUGGCUGUCAGAGUGCCUGCAAAGGAUCUUCAACAUCAAAAGCUCAAAGUCGGUUGCGAAGAACGGUGUGAUCAAAGCGGAGGACCUCCGGAUGCUGCUGGUCGGGACGGGGUUCACCACACAGACGGAGGAACAGUAUUUCCAGUUCCUUGCCAAAUUUGAAAUUGCACUGCCGGUAGCCAACAACAGUUACCUCCUUCCCCACCUGCUUCCUGCCAAGCCAGCCCUCGAUAUCCAUGGCUUCCGCCAUCAGACAACUAACACCAUCCAAAGGGUGUUCAAGAUGAGUUUUGUUCCCGUUGGCUUUUGGCAGAGGUUCAUAGCCCGGAUGCUCAUAAGUCUGGCAGAGAUGGACCUCCAGUUCGUUGAAAACAAGAAGACGGGCAAGAGCAGGAAUAAAAGAGCCGCUGUCUACAGCUUCACAGGCACACAGCGCAACAGAUGCAGCACUUUCAGGGUGAAAAGGAACCACACCAUUUACUGGCAAGAAGGGCUGUUUGUCACCUUUGAUGGAGGCUACCUGAGUGUUGAGUCUUCCAACGUAAACUGGAAGAAGAAGAAAAGCGGCGGCAUUAAAAUCAUCUGCCAGUCAGACAUGAGAGAUUUCUCAGCAAUGGCUUUCAUCACCGAUCAUGUCAAUUCUCUAAUAGACCAAUGGUUUCCAGCACUCACAGCCACAGAGAGUGAUGGGACUCUGUUAAUGGAGCAAUAUGUCCCUUGCCCAGUCUGUUCCACCCCUAAAAGUCAAGAAGGAAAAGGCAGCCAGGAAACGGAAGACAUGCAAUACUUCAACAUGGAGGAUUGUGUCCUAACCGCCAUUGAGCUGGACAGCAUCACCUGUGUUCACCACCCGGCCAUACCUGUCCCUUUACAGGAGCUGGUCCCUGAGCUUUUCAUGACAGAUUUCCCUGCCAGAUUGUUUCUAGAAAACAGAAAGCUAGAAUACACUGAAAAUGAAAACAAUGUUCUUGGCCAAGGAGGAAGCGGAACGGUUAUAUAUCAGGCACGGUACGAAGGGAAGCCAGUGGCCGUGAAGCGAUUUCAGAUUAAAAAAUGCAAGAGUUCUGCUGGUUCGGCUACAGACUCCAUGUUGAGGCACCUGCAGGCCAUGGAUGCCAUGAAGAACUUCUCCGAGUUCCGCCAGGAAGCCAGCAUGCUCCACUCACUGCAGCACCCAUGCGUCGUCUCCUUGAUUGGGAUUAGCAUUCACCCGCUCUGCUUCGCCUUAGAGCUGGCUCCUUUGGGCAGCCUCACCACUGUGUUGUCAGAAAGCUCUAAAGGGGCAUCCUUUGUGCCACUAGGGCACAUGUUGACCCUAAAAGUAGCCUAUCAGAUAGCAGCAGGCCUGGCCUACCUCCACAAGAAGAGCAUCAUUUUCUGUGACCUGAAGUCAGACAACAUUCUAGUGUGGUCUCUAGACGUGAAGGAAAGCAUCAAUAUCAAACUAUCCGACUAUGGGAUAUCUCGACAGUCCUUUCACGAAGGCGCUCUGGGAGUGGAGGGCACACCUGGGUACCAGGCCCCCGAGAUACGACCUCGGAUCGUCUAUGAUGAAAAGGUGGACAUGUUUUCCUAUGGAAUGGUGCUCUAUGAGGUGUUGUCUGGGCAGCGGCCUGUGCUUGGCCAGCACCAGCUUCAAAUUGCUAAGAAGCUAUCCAAGGGGAUCCGGCCUGUCCUGGGCCAGCCCGAAGAAGUACAGUUCCAUCAAAUGCAGGCGUUGAUGAUGGAAUGUUGGGACACUAAGCCAGAAAAGCGCCCAUUGGCCACCUCUGUGAUAGGACGAAUGAAAGAACCUUCUUUUGCUACAUUCAUGUAUCUGCUGCCAUGUGGGAAGCAGUUGUCCUUCUUCUCUUCCCAAGGGGAAGAGUGCACAGUCGUAUUCUGGGAUGGGAAAGAAGACGCAAGGAACUACACGGUAGUUAACGUAGAGAAAGGACUGGUCGAAGUUGCAAGGAUGAGCUGCCCGGGAAUGAAGCUGUGCUGCCAAAUGAAAGUUCAGAGUUAUCUAUGGACAGCCACCGAGGAUCAAAAGAUUUACGUGUACAGCUUACAAGGCAUGUGUCCUUUAAAGGUUCCACAAAAGGGUGUGGACACUCCAGCAGUUGUUACUUGUUUCCUUGCAGUACCUGUCAUAAAAAAGAAUGCCUACCUUGUCCUGGCUGGUUUAUCAGACGGACUGAUAGCUGUUUUCCAAGCACCGCACGGUAUCCCCGAGGACGGCUGCUGCUACCUCUGCUCCCACACGGCCAACCGCUCCACCUUCAAGAUCAGCGACGACGACCCCCGCCAGAACCCUUACCCCGUGAAAGCGAUGGAGACGGCAAACAACGGGGCCGAAGUUUGGUACAGCAACGGCCCUGGGAUCCUCAUCAUAGACUGUGCAAGUAUGGAGAUCGCCAGGAGGCUGGAGCCCUACGAACCUCCGUCCACAGUUGUGUCCAUUGUGUGCAGCUCAGAGUGCAACGGAGAGGAAGUGGCCUGGUGCCUGGACGACGCAACCAAUCUCCUGGUUAUGUAUUACACGGCCACUUACCAGCUGUGCGCAAGGUACUUCUGCGGGGACUGCAGCCCCCUGAGGGACAUGUUCACCAUUCAGCAGCCCUCGGCCUUGAUCCCCGCCGAGCUGGCUACAGACAGGAGCCUGGAGCCCGGGAGCAAUGCUUCUGCUGAUGUGGGGAUCCUCCGCAGCCAAGAGCUUGGCAUCCAGAUAUUAAACCACCAGGACUCCUUGACGGACUAUUGCUCUGUGUCCUCUGUCUCCUCCUCAUCGGUCAACCGCUUGAUGAGGUCUGCCUCAAGCAUGCCGAGCUCCCCUGCAAGCUAUUCCAGCACUCCUUUCUCGACAGACUGUGAGGAGCCCGACAAGACGCAGGAGCCUAAGACUCCCUGCGAGGGGCCUGACAGUGAUUUGGAACCAGCCAGCACUCACGCUGGCUGCCUCCAGGCUGUAAGGAUUCUACCUGUGAAAGACCUCCUCUGGAUUCCCAGGCAAGGCGGAGAUAUCAUUGUGAUCAGCUUGGAGAAGGAAGCCAUCUCUCAGCGGGGGAGAGUCAUAGCGGUUCUGAAGGCGGCAGAGCUGGCCCCUUAUGGGACACUGGUAGAUGCUGCUGUGCUGACCAAGGACACGGUUGUGUGCUGCUUCAAGAAUGAGGCCACAGAGUGGUGUUUGGCCGCCUGGAAGAGCUGGGGUGCCAAAGACUUUGACAUUUUCUAUCGGUCCUAUGAAGAGCUGGGAAGGCUGGAGGCUUGCAUGCGAAAGAGGAGGUAGCAGUUGUGGCGCAGAGGCAGAGACUGGAUGCCCGGCGAACAACACAAAAACUGACACACAGUUUCAGUUCCCAGCAAUCUCCAUAUGAGGAUCUCCAAGGACACUAGAUGUUUGCUGUUCAAUUUUGCUGCUAAAAGACAUUCUAGGUGGCUACUAGCCGUGAUGGUGAUGCUGUACCUCCAUAGUCAGAGGCAGUACGUCUCUGAAUACCAGUUGCUGGAAACCUCAGGAGGGGAGAGUGCUGUUGUGCUCAUGCUUGGGGGCUUCUCCUAAGCAUCUGGUUGGCCACUGUGGAAACAGGAUGCUGCACUAGAUGGGCCAUUGGCCUGAUCCAGCAGGGUUCUUUUUAUGCACUUAGGUGGUUCCCCACCCCACAUUGCACGUUGUCUAUUAUGCAUAUGGAUUUUCAGCUAGCUAAGCAAUAGUCAAUGGGAAGACCACUCCCGCCCUUAAUCUAUUCACGCACGCACGUGGAUAUGGGCAGCAGCACUUCUUCAAGGUCAAAGUAGUGCUGUUGGUUUUGCAGUGCAUCGCUGACCCCGUAGUUAGCAAGCUUUGUCUUCCGAAACACAGAGAGUGACCCCCAAAGUCACACAUCAGCUUUCUAAUUCCAUAGCAAUUAUAAGGCACGGAAUCACUGCCAAGAGAACACUGCUGUAGAUGGAGGUAGCUUCUUCAUAAAAUUAUCCAGAGGUUUUUGUCUGAGCAGCAGUACGGGGAGAGAAAGAGAGAUGAAUACAGAAUCCCACUUUUGAUACCGUUUGCAAGCUUCAGGAUGGACAUACUACUUUGUUUCUAAUCCGUGCAUGUUCUGUAACUGCCUGCUGUAAUUUUUCAAGUCACCAAUGUUCCUGGGGGUGGGUAGGGAAGUGGUGUCUAGCUUUCGUUGAUAGCAAAAGAGUGCCCCGGUAGAUGGCAAUAAUAACCAUCACAGAACAACAGAUAAAGCAGAAUGAUGUGUGGACAGUCCAGUAUAAACCCCACCGUUAAUGCACUAUUAUUGCGUCAAUGACACGUUGCAGAAUAUGCCCAACAAAAACCUAGCCUUCCCCCCCCCCCGUAGGGGCCCUUAGUUACGUGGAAUCCAGUUCAAAUUAACCCCGUUUAGUUUUUGUAGCAAAUUACCUCAAAACAAAAAGAAGUGCACAACUCUUAGAGCUUAUGGGACUUGCACACAAGCAUAUUGUUCUGUUGAUUUCAAUAAUACUUUAAGUGCAGCUAUUACUUGUCUAAGGGACUUAACCAAAGGACUAAACAGCUGCAGUUCUUUCUUGGUGCUGUGCCCCAGCACUGCACAGGGUUUAAAAGCAGCACCAGGACCCUGCCUGCUGGUCAGGCUUCCCAGAGUAAAACAAAAAAACAGUUCCAGGAGAACUUUGCCACUUGCUGGCGUGGGGGUGGGGAGCAGGGAAGGCACUAUGGUGAUCCCAGCAUUUUGCCCUGCUUGCUUCAACCCCCCCCCAUCCUAUUGAUUUAGUGUGACAAUCGUUCUUUGGAUGGGGGUCCAAUUUCAUUAUAGGAGAGGAGGAUUCUCUGAAAAGAUUUUUUUAUUUCAGCACUACCAAAAUAGAUUAAACAUGAAAACAAGUAUACAGUUUUCUAUUUCAAAAAUAGACGUUAUCUCCCCAAAAGAUAAGUUUUUGUAAAAGAGGGAUGUGCAGGCUUUGGAGGAGGGUGUUUUAAAGUGGGGAAAUGCAUUUCAGAUCCAAUUUUUGUGUUGCCUUCAUCAUAGACUCCCAGCCGCCCUUCCUGCUGCAGACUUUUGCUUGCUUGUUUUUACAGUUCAACACUCUCCAGCUCAUUCUUCUGUGCUGGAGGAAGAAGUCUCAGUUAACUCCUAACUCCAGUUUCUUCCAGCAGGAGAAGAAAAAAAUGCAUCAGGCAAGAAAUCCAGAGCCACUGAGUGUACAACCCUCUGUAUAAUAACGAGCUGUUUAAUUGCACUACUGCAGCUUCAGUUGCCAAUAUGAGUGCAGAAUCAUACAAACAAAGAUUCUGGUUGCUCUGAGGAGAAUAGGGAGCAACAAGCAAUCAGUUGCAAUGCAGACAAUUCCUAGUUAGGUCAUCCUGCAAAUCUGUGCCACUUGUGUCAUGAAAAUUGGGCACAGUGGGUUGGCUGACUUUGAAAGCAAUAAAGCAGAGGUAAGGAACUGGAUCUGGUCAGGUCAUUACUUUCCCCAUCCACCACCUGUAGCCACUUGUCAAUCAACUGAUGUCAUAAUGACAUCAGGUGAUUUUAAUUUUUUUUGCCUGCAUGGUUUGGAUGCACAGCCCACAAAGUGCCUUUCAGAGCACAUUGCAAGACCUGACAAUCAGCUGGCAUUUGGAUCUUGCAGGGCGCUUUGCAGCUGGCCUAGGUGUUCCCCAAAUCCGACAUCUCAGAGCAGAGUCCUUCUCCUACACUGCUUGCCACUUAUUCAACUCGCUCCAUCUCCUGACCUCAGAUGUCAUUCAUUCCCCCAUGCAUUGGUUGCCACUGAUGCAGGGAAAUGCACAUUAUAAGGACAGUAGGAGAAAAUGGAAUACAUGUUGUGGAAGAGGUUGACGGGGUGUUCUUUGCUAUAUGUCACUUUUCCCUUAAAUGUCCUUCCACUCCCAGCAACUGACAAGUUCUGUACAGGCGCUGUACAGAAAGAAGAGUUUACGGCUAUUUUUAUGUAAAACCCUGAAGAGAAGAGUUUAUAUGACAUGCUGAGAAGGCCCCUGGGGACUUAGCUUUGGCAAUUAUAAAAAUGAACUUUCUGUUGUUGCAAGCAUGUACAGAGGAAUGUUUUUAUAAGCCAUAAUAACAACAAUAAAAAGCAGCUUCCCCAAAUGCCAGUGAGAUGUGCUGAAAAUA
This is a messenger RNA of Podarcis raffonei (Aeolian wall lizard), 9248 nucleotides long. RefSeq names its product leucine rich repeat kinase 1 (gene LRRK1). The record is from RefSeq and is a predicted model, not a curated record. Gene Ontology annotation, biological process: protein phosphorylation. The transcript is spliced from 34 exons. Lineage: Eukaryota; Metazoa; Chordata; Lepidosauria; Squamata; Lacertidae. Gene Ontology annotation, molecular function: protein kinase activity; protein binding; ATP binding. The coding region runs from base 398 to 6409 and encodes 2003 amino acids.